Mycotypha africana is the source of this 846-nucleotide messenger RNA. Its product is annotated as ClpP/crotonase-like domain-containing protein. The coding region runs from base 1 to 846 and encodes 281 amino acids. The transcript has 5 exons. The record is from RefSeq and is a predicted model, not a curated record. NCBI's taxonomy places the organism in Eukaryota, Fungi, Mucoromycota, Mucoromycetes, Mucorales, Mycotyphaceae.
AUGGCGACAUCCGUUCCUCUGUUGAAAAAUUUCGAAAUAAAUGUGUCUCUAACAGGUGUUGCAGAAUUGGCUUUUAAUAAACCUCAAAAGUACAAUGCUUUGUCGCCUGAUAUGUACAAAGAUUGGCUCACAGCACUUCAAUGGGCUGCUCGUUGUGAUGCAGUGAAAGUGGCUGUUUUGACAGGCCGUGGACACUAUUACACUUCUGGUAAAGAACUGGUUUUGAACGAACAACCAGAGGAGAAAGAGAAAGUAAUGGAACAAAGAAAAGAAUUGAUUCACUUUCCCAAACUCUUGAUUGCAGCUUAUAAAUCUGUAGGAAAUGCGAUUGGUUUUGGUGUUACGUCUAUGGCAUUAUGUGAUGUCAUUUACGCUGUGCCUGAAGCCACCUUUCAUACACCUUUUAUGAAAUUAGGUUUCUGUGCAGAAGCUUGCUCUUCUUAUCUGUUCCCAAAGAUAAUGGGCCGUUCUAAAGCGAACGAAAUGCUGCUCAUGGGGCGCGUAUUUACUGCGGAUGAACUCUCCCAAUGUGGCUUUAUCAGUUGUACGCUUCCUUCUGAAGGAUUCCGCGAAAGGGUGCUUGCUAUUGCUGAAGACGCGGCCAAAUUCUCAGCAGAAGCCAUUGCCGUCACAAAGAAAUUGAUCCGCGAUACAGACCGUGAUGUGUUAUUGAAAGUGAAUAAAGAAGAAAUGGCAAGGUUGACAGAACGUUUAGCGUCUCCAGAUUCUCAGGCAGCGGUGGCAGCUUUUGUGGAUCAAGCGAGAAGAAAGAAAGAAAGCAAGCGGGCAAAAAAGAAACUACAACAACAACAACAGUCACCAACACAGCACACCAGUCGACUUUAA